Rhea pennata is the source of this 1684-nucleotide messenger RNA. RefSeq names its product aspartyl aminopeptidase (gene DNPEP). Bases 32 to 1528 code for a protein of 498 amino acids. The record is from RefSeq and is a predicted model, not a curated record. The transcript is spliced from 16 exons. NCBI's taxonomy places the organism in Eukaryota, Metazoa, Chordata, Aves, Rheiformes, Rheidae. Gene Ontology annotation, biological process: proteolysis. Gene Ontology annotation, molecular function: zinc ion binding; aminopeptidase activity.
GGGGCGGGGCGGCAGAAGCGUUUCGGCGGCCAUGCAGGCGGCGGCGCAGGGCUCGAAGCAGGCGGUGCAGGCGGCGGCCCAGGAGCUGGUGCGGUUCGUGAACCGGAGCCCCUCGCCCUACCAUGUGGUCGCCGAGUGCCGGAGCCGGCUGCUGCAGGCCGGCUUCCAGGAGCUGAAGGAGACGGAGCACUGGGACAUCCGGCCCGCGCACAAGUACUUCGUGACCAGGAACUACUCCACGCUCAUCGCUUUCGCCGUCGGGGGCCGGUUCCAGCCGGGGAAUGGGUUCAGCCUGCUCGGGGCCCACACCGACAGCCCCUGCCUCAGGGUGAAGCGGCGCUCUAAGCGGGGACAGGUGGGCAUGGUGCAGGUUGGCGUGGAGACCUACGGAGGGGGUAUCUGGAACACCUGGUUUGACCGCGAUCUCACCGUGGCCGGGAGGGUGAUUGUAAAGGAUCCAACCACAGGGCGCCUGGAACAGCACCUGGUACAUGUGGAGCGGCCCAUCCUUCGCAUUCCCCACCUGGCCAUUCACCUGCAGCGCAGCAUCAAUGAGAACUUUGGGCCCAACACGGAGCACCACUUGGUUCCCAUUCUGGCCACUGCUGUGCAGGAGGAACUGGAAAAGGAGGUGCUCGUAGAGGGCACACCUAGCAAUGCUACGGCCCAGACAGAGCGGCACAGCCCUGUCCUGCUCUCCCUGCUCUGCUCCCAGCUGAGGGUGAAGCCAGAGCAGAUCAUGGAGCUGGAACUAUGCCUAGCAGAUACGCAGCCAGCGACACUGGGUGGUGCCUUUGAUGAGUUCAUCUUCUCCCCACGUCUGGACAAUCUGCACAGCUGCUACUGUGCCCUGCAGGCCUUGAUCGACUCGUGCAUGGCUCCCUCCUCCCUCACGCAGGAGCCCAAUGUACGUCUCAUCGCGCUCUACGACAACGAGGAGGUAGGGUCAGAGAGUGCGCAGGGCGCAGAGUCCCUGCUGACGGAGCUGGUGCUGCGCCGGAUCUCGGCAUCGCCACAGAACCUCACAGCCUUCGAGGAGGCCAUGGCCAAGUCCUACAUGAUCAGCGCUGAUAUGGCCCAUGCCGUGCACCCUAACUACGUAGACAAGCAUGAGGAAAAUCAUCGUCCGGCCUUUCAUAAGGGCCCUGUGAUCAAAGUGAACAGCAACCAGCGCUACGCCUCCACUGCUGUCACUGAGGCAGUCAUCCGGGACAUCGCAGCCCGUGUGGGUGUUCCUCUGCAGGAGUUCAUGGUGCGGAAUGACACGCCGUGCGGCACCACUAUCGGUCCCAUCCUGGCCUCCCGCCUGGGGCUGCGCGUGCUGGACAUUGGCUGCCCGCAGCUGGCCAUGCACUCCAUCCGGGAGAUGUGCUGCACCUCGGGGGUGCUGCAAAGCAUCGCCCUCUUCAAGGUGCCAGGUGCUUCUGGAUGUGUCCCCUCGGAGCCUCACCAUCUAUCCCAGCCUUCCCUGGCAACUGCCAUCCCCAAAUGGUUCCUAUGGCAACCGGUGCUAGCCUUGAGUCGGUGAUGGGUUACUAUGGCGACACAGUCCUACUCUGUGGCUUCUUCGAGCUCCUGCCGGAGGUCAGCAGCAGCGUGAUGGUCGACUGAGCGCAGUGGGGAGGAAGCGGCUACAGGGUUCAGCCCUGGGCAGCGGGGCGAUUAAAGCAUCUCUGUCUUGCCA